AUGCAAACUGGUCCAACAUCCAUGUUGAAGGAUGGUUCAACAUUUAUUGAUGAUCCUGUCAUUAAGAACAUUCAAGCCUGUCGUGAGCUUGCCAAAAUUACACGCAGUUCCAUGGGUCCUUACGGAUUAUGUAAGAUGGUGAUAAAUCAUCUUAACAAACUUUUCGUAACUCAUGAUGCCGCAACUAUUCUUCGUGAGCUUGAUGUGGAGCACCCAGCGGCGAAACUUCUGGUACAAGCCUCCAACGCCAUGCAGGAGGAAGUCGGUGACGGUACAAAUCUUGUCGUGUCUCUUGCCGGAGAAUUACUCUCGCAGGCUGAAUCACUUGUGCGAAUGGGUCUUCAUCCAAGUGAAAUUCUGGAAGGUUACAAGAAGGCAGGUAACAAAAGCUUGGAAAUUCUUGAAACCAUUACAGUCGGAACAGUUGAUGAUAUGCUGAUCAAGGAACAACUAAUUGCACCUAUCCGCACAGCCAUCGCUUCAAAACAAUACGGAUAUGAAGAUUUCUUGGCAAAUCUGGUUAUUGAAGCUUGCAUCAACGCCUCUCCUUCUAACGUUCGAUCUUUCAACGUAGAUAAUGUUCGUGUGGCAAAACUAGAUGGUGAGUCUGUCUUGGCAUCCAAAAACGUUCGCGGAUUUGUAAUUGCGCGAAACCCUGAAGGAACUGUACGUCAUCAGAAAAAUGCAAAGAUUGCCGUCUAUGGAUGUGCUGUUGAUGUUCCAUCUACUGAAACAAAGGGAACGGCACUCAUUGAGUCAGCUGAAGGACUUAUUAUGUACUCAAAGAAAGAGGAAGAGGUGAUGGAGGGAAUUAUAACGAAUAUUCAUAAAACAGGUGUAAAUGUCGUUGUUUCUAAUUCAACUUUUGGUGACCUUGCGCUGCACUUCCUGAACCGGUAUAACAUCAUGGCAGUGAAAGUUUCCUCUAAGUUUGAGCUUCGCCGUCUCUGCGCCGCCGUGGGUGCACGAACUCUCUCCCGUCUUGAUACACCGACACUGGAGGAUAUUGGCUCAUGUGAUAACGUCGACGUGACCGAUGUGGGUGGCAAGAAUAUUAUUUCUUUCUCUCAAGACAAGGAUGAUUCAAGGCUGUCUACUAUUGUUGUGCGCGGGGCAACGAAAAACGUUCUGGACGACGUUGAACGUGCUAUUGAUGAUGGUGUCAACGUCUUCAAGGCCCUUACCAAGGAUAAGAGACUGGUAGCAGGUGCGGGUGCUGUUGAAAUGGAACUGCAGAAAAGGCUCACACUCUUUGCUGAAGCCAGUCCUGGUCUUGAUCAAUAUGCCAUUCGCAAUUUCGCAUCUAGCUUUGAGAUGGUUGCGCGGACGUUGGCUGAGGUUAGCGGUUUCAACGGAACGGAUGUCGUCACACAACUGGAAGUCGAUCACAACGCCGGUAAGGAACACCAUGGUGUUAAUGUGGAAGAUGGUACCACGAUUAAUGCGUUGGAAGCUGGUAUUGUUGAACCAUAUCUCACAAAAUAUUGGGCAAUUAAUUUGGCCACUGAAGCCGUUUUGACGAUUCUUCAGGUAAAUCAAAUCAUCGUCGCCAAACAAGCGGGUGGUCCGAAGAACCGCCCAGACCAAUCCAGAGACGAGGAUUAA
Trypanosoma theileri is the source of this 1605-nucleotide messenger RNA. RefSeq names its product chaperonin. NCBI's taxonomy places the organism in Eukaryota, Euglenozoa, Kinetoplastea, Trypanosomatida, Trypanosomatidae. Gene Ontology annotation, cellular component: chaperonin-containing T-complex. The record is from RefSeq and is a predicted model, not a curated record. Gene Ontology annotation, biological process: protein folding. The transcript has a single exon. The coding region runs from base 1 to 1605 and encodes 534 amino acids. Gene Ontology annotation, molecular function: ATP-dependent protein folding chaperone; ATP hydrolysis activity; ATP binding.